Messenger RNA from Tachysurus fulvidraco (yellow catfish), 4497 nucleotides. It is a transcript of the gene kif2a, whose product is annotated as kinesin family member 2a. Gene Ontology annotation, biological process: microtubule-based movement. Lineage: Eukaryota; Metazoa; Chordata; Actinopteri; Siluriformes; Bagridae. Gene Ontology annotation, molecular function: microtubule motor activity; microtubule binding; ATP binding. The record is from RefSeq and is a predicted model, not a curated record. The coding region runs from base 145 to 2346 and encodes 733 amino acids. The transcript has 21 exons.
AUGCGCCCUGGCACUUUGCCUCUUUUAUUCCUGCCGCUGGCCGUCUUCCCGCGUUCGGGCAACACGGAACAAAUGUGAACAUUUCAAACAAAAACACCGGUUAAUUUCUCGCGCUCUCUCGCUCGCCCCCGUCCUCCAGGAACCAUGGCGGUAAACUUCGGCAGAAUUGUCGUGGGGAUAUAUGUGGAGAUAAAACGGAGUGACGGGCGAAUACAUCAGGCCAUGGUAACGUCUUUAAAUGAAGAUAACGAAAGUGUUACUGUGGAGUGGAUUGAAAAUGGAGACACAAAAGGAAAAGAGAUUGAUCUAGAAAGUAUAUUUUCACUAAACCCAGAUGUUGCUCCCGAAGAGGAGAUCUCUCUGAGUCCUGUAACACCACCUCCUCCCACACCUACUUCUAUGAAGGUCAACAAGAUCCCCAAGAAUCGAAGGACUAUUGCUCCUGGAAGAGCUGAGAUUCCACCCAGAGACAAUAAAGUUGUAUCAACACGGGCGCGUCCUGGCCAGCAGCAACCAGAGUCAGCCCUCCCUCCACCUGCUCCACAACCAGCCCAACCUGCACAGACCCAAACACAGCAGAGCCAACAACAGCAGCAGAAUGCGAGGAGGAAGUCCAACUGUGUAAAGGAGGUGGAGAAACUGCAAGAGAAGAGAGAGAGGCGGCGAUUGCAGCAGCAAGAGCUGAGGGAAAAGAGAGCCCAGGAGGUGGACACUACAGUCCCCAAUUAUGAAAUAAUGCAGAUGAUCAGAGACUUUAGGGCAAGCCUGGAUUACAGACCACUAACCACAGCUGAUUUAAUUGAAGAACACAGAAUAUGCGUUUGUGUGAGGAAGCGUCCUCUUAACAAAAAAGAACUCACUGCAAAGGAGCUAGAUGUUAUCACCAUCCCCAGUAAAGAUGUUGUCAUGGUCCAUGAGCCUAAGCAGAAAGUGGACCUCACACGAUACCUAGAGAAUCAAACAUUUCGCUUCGAUUAUGCCUUUGAUGACAGUACAUCAAAUGAAAUGGUUUACAGGUUUACAGCAAGACCUUUGGUGGAAACCAUCUUUGAGAGAGGAAUGGCUACAUGCUUUGCAUACGGUCAAACUGGAAGUGGAAAAACACAUACAAUGGGUGGAGAUUUUUCAGGAAAGAACCAGGAUUGUUCAAAAGGAAUCUAUGCUUUAGCUGCUCGCGAUGUUUUUCUUAUGUUGAAGAAACCUAACUACAAGAAAUUGGAUCUUCAAGUCUACGCAACCUUCUUUGAAAUUUACAGUGGAAAGGUGUUUGACUUGCUGAACCGUAAAGCAAAGCUGCGCGUACUGGAGGAUGGCAAACAGCAGGUUCAGGUUGUCGGGCUGCAGGAGAGUGAGGUCCGGUGUACUGAAGAUGUUCUCAAGCUCAUUGAGGUUGGAAACAGCUGCAGAACGUCAGGACAGACUUCUGCCAACGCUCACUCGUCCCGCAGCCAUGCAGUCUUUCAGAUCAUUCUGCGAAGGAAGAGUAAGAUGCAUGGUAAGUUUUCAUUGAUUGACCUGGCAGGGAAUGAGCGUGGUGCUGAUACGUCCAGCGCUGACCGGCAAACACGACUUGAAGGAGCAGAGAUCAACAAGAGCCUACUUGCACUGAAGGAGUGUAUUAGAGCCCUGGGGCGGAACAAGCCACACACACCGUUCAGAGCCAGCAAACUUACACAAGUCCUCAGAGACUCCUUCAUAGGAGAGAACUCACGGACAUGCAUGAUUGCCACCAUCUCUCCAGGAAUGGCUUCAUGUGAGAACACACUGAAUACACUGCGAUAUGCCAACAGAGUAAAGGAGUUUGGGAUUAGUCCCUCAGAUAUCCCAUUUUCUCAGGGAGGAAGUCGCUCUGGGCUCUCUCCCACUUGCGAAGUGAAGGAGCUGACCGUAGACCCAAACGCAAUGGCCGAAGGAGUCCGACCCAACACCAACGCCAUCAACCAGUUGGACAUCAUGGAGGAGGAGUGGGAGCUAAGCAGCUCCCCUCAGAGAGAUGACCUUAAGCUGCUCUGUGAACAGAAUGAAGAGGAAGUAUCUCCUCAGCUCUUUACCUUUCAUGAGGUGGUGUCCCAGCUAGUGGAGAUGGAGGAGCAGGUACUGGAGGACCACCGAGCAGUGUUUCAGGAGUCAAUUAGGUGGCUGGAGGAUGAAAAGGUUCUGCUAGAGAUGACCGAGGAGGUGGAUUAUGACGUAGACACCUACUCCUUCCAGCUGGAGCAAAUACUUGACCAAAAGAUUGAUGUCCUGAUUGAGCUCAGAGAUAAAGUGAGGUCGUUUCGCUCAGCCCUGCAGGACGAGGAACAAGCCAGUAAGCAGAUCAAUCCCAAGAGGCCACGAGCUCUGUAGACUUGGAACUAAGGUCACAGGCAUAAGCAUGAUGGCUAAACACUUGGCAGAGUUCAGCAAAUACCAAAAUAACCAUAAUGUGUGUCUGUGCUACACGACCUGCUCUAGUGUCCAGCAGAGUUACCCAGAAUUUGAAUGUCUUUCUUUGGCCAACAUGUGAAAUAUUCAAAACAUUAGAUUAUUACAUUGAUGUACUGCACUGCUUUAAGUGGACUGCUGAUCUUCAAGGAAUGUCCGGCAAAAGCUGCAAUUGUACCCAUCUACCAAUGAAACCUCUCACACGAAAUUACACUGAAUAUCAUUUUGAAGAUCAGCAUGUGCCUUAAGACAACUGUACAAGCACAGCCGUUCAUGUAAGCAGGUGGGAUUUGUCUUUUGUUAGAAAAUUGAUGGAGUGAUCUUUGCAGUAGAUUACAUUUUUUUGUGUUUUUAUUUAUUUACUUUUUUAAAGUUUAGUUAAAUGGCUGUUAACUAUGUUGUCCAUGUUUUAGGGUCUUUACCACCACCUUUAUUUGAAGCUUAUCUAAACUGAAUGCAUGUGCUUUUUAAUAACCUGUUCCCCAUUCUGUUAACAGCAUGGCAGACCAAGGCCCAUCUGCACUUUAUAUAACCCUGUUUCUCUAGGAGUUGGACCUCCCACUGAAGUAUUACUCCAUUAUCUCUCUUUGAGGGGUCUGUAAUGUUCAUUUAGUUUGUUUCAGUUAUACUGUUCAACAUAUUGUAUAAAUUAAUCUCAAUGAGGUUGCUGCUGCUCUGGGGUGUGAGUAGAGCUGUAUUUUGUCAAUAAUACUUAAUUUUGUUGUUUCUGGUUUUACUAGGGCAUUGUUCUCGUAAUCAUUUUUUUACUCUGUGCUGUGGCUCUUUUUGGCCAGCUGCAGAACGCUUCAUUGUAUAUUAACUCCAUCUUGGCUGGUAUCUUGAAAAAAUGUUGCUCAAAACACCCCAUUUAUAUACUUUUAGAAAAAAAAGAUGCUAUAAUCAGACAUGUAGAAUAGUAGAACAAACCAUUUCACUACAGCUGAUCUUUUUACUGUUAUCACUAAACUCUGGAGGGUAAUUAUUAUAUUACGAUUUGAUGAGUGUUCUGUUUGCAGUAUAACUCCGGCUGCUGCUUAGAGCCUCAGGAAAGUAGGACAGUGCAGGGAGAGAUCACCCAACUUCACUUGAGCCAGGCAACAGGGAGACAACUUUAGAAGCAGGUAGUUGGAGUGACGAAAACUUGUACACAGAAGAGUUUGCUUCAGUGAAAGCAAGACUUUUAUAUUUGGUAUCAAAAAUUCUGACUAAAAUGACAAGUUUUUCAUUGAUUUAUUGUAUCUAAGCAAAGAAAACGGCAACAUUAUCCAGUAUUUUAAACUAUAACUAUGGUACACAUCACACAUCAUAUGUACCAGUACAUAUUUAGUACAGGUGUUGAAUUUGAUGGUACUGACCACAUGCUAAGUCAUUAAAAUAUUUAUGUACAACACAUGGUUUCCCUGGGACAUUCCUAUAAAGCAUAUAUCACUCUUACAGACACAUAGGGUUUGUUUCUACCCUAUGAAAGGUACCAACAAUCCUAUUGCAGCGUGCUAAAAGAAAACGCUUGCCCUUAUUUAAGAAGUGUGAAGGUUUCACAUGCCAGCUUUCCUCUUUUACGGAGGUAACAGAGGUGUAAUAACCUCUUUACAACUGGAUUUUAUUUUUAUCACACGUUUCUCAAAUAGGCUUAAGUGAAAAAUAUGGUGUUAUUGAACAUUUUUGCAUAAUAAUAUAGCACCUUGAGAUUAACAUCUAAAUAAAAGGCACACUAUAAUUAAAAUGCGAUAUCAAUAUGAAUAUACAGUCCAGACAUCCUGUAUUUGAGCUUCAUGAAAAGUGGAUCCCAGCGGAGUUGAACGCAUGAAGUAAUCUGAGGAUAAGAAAGUAACAAGAAGCAAUUUAAAGCAGAGGAAUGUAAUUAUUUGGUGUAUCAAGAUUAGCUGCAGUGAAACACGUAUUUGCAAAGUAUAUUCACGUACACCAUGAAGUCAUCUAUGUCCAUCGAUCUUGCCCGUUUUUCACUAAACCCAGCUUCCUGUAGAACGCUCUCAAUUUUCUGGAUAAUGCUGAAGUCCUCUGGUACUUCCUAUUAAUAUACGAUUUGAAUGCCCAACAAUCAAAUGUCUGACA